Trichomycterus rosablanca is the source of this 1759-nucleotide messenger RNA. It is a transcript of the gene mrpl13, whose product is annotated as mitochondrial ribosomal protein L13. The record is from RefSeq and is a predicted model, not a curated record. The transcript is spliced from 7 exons. Gene Ontology annotation, biological process: negative regulation of translation; translation. Gene Ontology annotation, cellular component: ribosome; mitochondrial large ribosomal subunit. Lineage: Eukaryota; Metazoa; Chordata; Actinopteri; Siluriformes; Trichomycteridae. Gene Ontology annotation, molecular function: structural constituent of ribosome; mRNA binding. Bases 84 to 623 code for a protein of 179 amino acids.
GAAGGAAAACGCGGAGGCACAGUCAUCACCGCAUUGGGGUCAUACUGUAUUUGUAGGCUAAUGUAGUUAGCCUAGCCGUAAACAUGUCCAGUUUUACCAGAUCUGCCCAGCAAUGGGCGACAUUUGCAAGAUCCUGGUACUUAAUAGAUGCCCGAAUGCAGCCUCCUGGUAAGAUUGCUGUAAUGUGCUCAGUGCGACUUCAGGGGAAACACAAGCCUAUCUACCAUGCACUAAGCGACAUUGGAGAUCACGUGGUGGUCAUGAACACCAGACAGAUUGCGUUCUCGGGAAAUAAAUGGGAACAGAAGGUCUACUCAUCACACACGGGAUACCCUGGUGGAUUUAAACAGCUCACAGCGGCCCAGAUGCAUCAAAAAGACCCCACUGCUAUCGUUAAACUGGCCGUGUAUGGAAUGCUCCCCAAAAACCUAAAGCGGAGGACCAUGAUGCAGCGGCUGCACUUCUUCCCUGAUGAUGCCAUUCCAGACGACAUCUUGAACAAUCUGACAGAGGAGCUGGCACAGCCCCGGGCCAUUCCACGCAAACUCAGCGAGUACACACAGGAGGAGCGCGACUCCUUCCCCCUGCUCUGGACCCCGCCAGAGGACUACAUAAUGAAGUGAGAUCAUCCCGGUCUGAUCCAGCAUCUAUUACUGCUGCUCUUCUUCUGUUCAUGAUUUUUCAUUCGUUUCUUUAUUAUAAAUUAUAUGUUGUGUUAAAAAAGUCAAUUAAAAAGUGUUGUGAUUUUUGCACAACAAUAAUGUAUAAAUGUAUAAUGUAUAAAUAAGAGCCGGUCAGGUGGUGCAAGCGGUAAGGUAGGCUAGCACACCAGAGUUGGGGUUUCAGAUACAUCGUAUCGAAUCUCAGCUCUGCCUUCCGACUGGGCGGCUGCAUGAACAACGAUUGGCUGUUGUUCAUAGGGUUAGGGGUAAAAAAAGUCGGAUCAUAGGUCCUCAUAACUGGUAUAAAAAGAUAUACACCGUUAAGUCACAUUAUUAUGACCUAACAAUGUGUCCUUAUUUCGACGGCUGUGGCAGCGUUCUGGUCUGGGGAAUGUUUUUGUGGCAUCUCUGGGCCCAUGCAUCCAUGUGCAAGGUACUCUCAACUGAUUUGGGUAUGAAUCCAUUCUUGCAGUUCACGUACACCAAUACAUGCUGAUUGUUUUCCCUGGGGUGGAUGGGAUCCUCCAGGCAAGACGAUGUGGCAUGUCACAUGGCUGAAAAUGUCAGACAUUUGUUGGAAGAGCAUGACCAAGACUUCCAAGUACUACCCUGGCCCCCUAAUUCCCCAGACUUGAACCCAAUUAAGCAUCUGUGGGACCUCAAUCGUCAUGUUUUCUCUGUGGAUCCUCCCCCACAUACCCUCUAGCAGCUGUGGGAUGCACUGCAGAUACCUGUGACAACCUACCAUGACCAUAUUGAGUCACUCCCAGUCUGUCUCUCCGUGCUGCACACGUCGGAUACUCUGGAUUUUAGCUGGUGGUCAUAAUAAUGUCUCUACAGUGUAUUAAGAGGUAAUUUGUUGGUACCCAUUUGUCUGGUGACUUCCUGUGACACAUGUGAAGCCAUCGACUGCAUCUUUACACCAGCAGGCAGUACUUCUGAAAAAUUCAUAGCAUGUCAUGUACUAAGGACCAGCCUACCAUCUCUGGAUUCUUCUGCUGAUCCUGAUGACACCUCAACCAGGCUGUAAAAAGUGCUGUUUUAAUGACAAGGAAGUUUUAUUUUACAAGUAAAUGUUAUUCCUGCUGAUCUCACAA